GGGAUGCAAUGAAAUCGGUGAAGCAUUUUCUAACCUCUUUUGGCAAUGGCAAACCAACUGAAGAUCCAAAAGAUGCAACGGAUCGUAAUCUGCGAAAGACUUUAAUGCUGCCUUCACGCAUCGACUUUCUGCCCUCCAAGAAAGAAGACGCAAACCAAAGGUCCGCAGACGCGCCGGAAUUACAUCCAGACAUCCGCAUGGUGACAAAUGCAAAUGGAAAACAGUUUCCUGUAAUCUGCAAUGUUCGUGGGAAAGAACCUGGAAAGGCUCCGCCGGCUUCGAGUGUGCCCGCUACUAGCUACGUUGCGCCCAUCCGAAAGAAUGACCUAUCCGUCGUCCAGGCCGCAACACAUCCGCGCACGGUGCUUUCUCGAAACGGUGUUGCCCUUCGUGUGUCGUCUGUCCCAUCCCAUGCCUCCACCAGUUGCGCGUCACACAAGUUCACUUGUAAAAGCUCGCUUCUCUUGUCUACAAACGAUGCCCCGAAUCGACUACAGAAGAAUCCAGGUCCAGAUCGGGGGGAUAACUGUCUUCAAGAGGCGGCUACAACCUGUGUUAAUGGAUCACAAAGACAGCCUCAGUGCGCAACAACAACACAGCACUCAGUUGGAGACCAUAAUACUAAUGGACUGCCCCUGGCGAGUGGAUGCAGACAAGACGCGGUGUGGAAUGAAACGUAUGUGCCGAAUACAAUAAUACUGAAUCCAGGCAUUCAACGAACUAUGAGUGAGAGAACGGAAAGUGUUCCGGCCGAAGUAGUGAGCGAUGCGCAGCCCCACACUUCUUCGUGCAGUGCGGUUGCACAAAAUGAUAAAGACAAUAGUUGUGCUUCAAGUUGUGCUCUUCCCGCUACUGCGGUUGCCAGUGCUGAAAGGAACAAAGUUAGUGAGGUUGUGAAAGUUACAGGAGAGCCAUCACGGUGGAAAUCCGGUACGGGUAAGCCUUCGGUGAGCAAGCUAAAAAAUCAAUCAAAAAUCCGUGCUCAGAAGCGCUUUUGGAACUUCAAUUUUUCUCGAUUUAUGCUUUCGUGUUCGUCCUCCAAAUUAGACUAUUCACAUGCCCGUGUGCCUUCCGAGGAGGUCAGGAGCUCUACGUUACCACGUAUGAAGUCCAGCGAGUCUUCGUUACUGACAGCCCAUGAAGUGAACAGCCUAUUUAAAGUAACCUCGCUGACGUCCCUGCAUGACUUGCCCGACGAUGCACCCAAGACAUGCUUCAGUCACGGCGAUAUACCAAUGGCAGCCGACAACGCUACGCACCCUGCAUUCUCUGAAAGAGUGACGUCCACAGCACGUGACACAGACUGCUUAGAAGAAAACGAUCGCGAAAGAAGAAACACGAGCGUAGCUGAUUCUGCUACUAGAGCUUCAGGAAGUCAUCCCAGCUCUGAAAACAGCACAGAAAACUCCACAGAGCGACCUUACAUUAUGCCGCCACGAGCACUUAGGAAAUACAUCAAGACGAACUUUAGAAGGUUAAAUAUACCAGAAGCAAUACACCCUGAAGCGAAAGCAAAAGAUGACCCACAACAAUGUAAAGGAGCUAUUGUAAGCAACGAGGAAGGCAGCGGAAGUAACGGUAGCUCGCAACGAGUGGCGGAAAAUGCUGGGAGUAAGAACGAUUCCAAUGGUAUUCAAGAUGUGACUCCUCAAUUGGCCUGCUCACUCCAGGCUAAAAAUGGUAACAGUUCCUGUACUAAUAAUUACGCUCAAGCAGAAGAAAAGGGUGAUGUAAGAAUAGCAAAGACUGCGCCUGCUGUACCCAGUGAUCAGGACACCGUUACAGUACAAAGGAAGAGUGUCGAUACGGGUAACCGUGCUACAAGGCACUGCGACAACAAAGAUAAGACAACGGCGCCCCCACCAAAAAUGGGUCCCGUCCCAAUAAUAAAACCGUCUUUGAAAGUAAACAGAGAGGUCCAGUGUGUGAAACUACCCCUUCAAAGUGACAGCCAGUAUCCUUCAUCGUGUUCUAAUCAACGAGAAAACAAGAAGGGCAGUAAUCCUCUUCAAGAGCGAGUGCCUAACACAGUAGUAGUUGCUGCCGCAGAAUCUUACGAUUGUCGGGACAAUGCUGUAACAACAGCCACUGAUCUCUCGAAAGAAAUGCCGAUAGACCUUCGUGUGAAUAAUGUAAUAGUGAACGAAAAAGGAAGUCACGUGGAACUCGAAAGGCAAGUGGAUGGUGCGAGCUGCAGCGAUAGCAUUUCAUCGGUGGAGUCAGAGCUGACAUUAGCGACGCAGAACUUCAGGGCGGCCGUACCAGCAGCGAGAAAGCUAAGAGUCCAGGACAACCCUACGUUUCCAGUGGGCACAGCAGCUUACACACGUUAUCCGGGACCGAGAAAGAGCAAGAAGCGCUCAGCCGAGCGGAUCCGCCAGCUGGAGAACGAAGUGUGGCUCGCGGAACGAGAGUUGCUGCUCGUUAAAGAAAGUUUGUUACGAAACCACAGCAGACAUGGUUCCCGGCCACCGGACAAGGUGAAGAAGGACAGAGAAAAGUCUAGCAAAAAUCAGUCCACCAAUAGUAGCUCGAGGGUUACGACAGAAUCGACUGAAGUUCAAUGCGAUGGACUGCCCGGCAUAGAAUCUAGUCACUACGCUACGACACCCGGCCUCAUUUUGAACGGCAACGCAUCCGACGAAGCGAGAAGGAUACAGGAAGAAAACGCGUCUCUACAGCAAGAGCUGAAGGAGAAAUGUGACCUUCUGGCUAAGAUUGAGGAGGAACUUUGUGAACGGGACAGUCCUGCUAGUUUGGAGGCUCUGGAGAAAAUCUGCACGCUACCCCUCACAGCUCGAUUACAGCAACGUGAAGAGCUUCGAGUGACUAAAGAAGCUAUCUCCAGCCUACGACAUUGCUUCAGAUUAGACGAUCCUUAUCAGCACACUCUGGACACCAUCGAACAGUCUCUAUGUACGCUUCUCGAAAGGGUGGCUACGAUGGAGAGGCAAUGCGGAUCAGGGAGGGACACUCUGCGAAGGCUCAAUUUUGACUCUACUGGGGAUCCUCGACGUGUCCCUCUCAGCAACAUGGGAGUGGACAUGACUGUUCACCGAGUGGAAGGGCAUCCGUCGUGGGGAGCUGGGCCUCAGGCAUCCACGAAAGUCGUGUACUACACAGAGAAGUCUGUAACUCCUUUCCUGUCUGCCAUUCCUAAAAGGCUGGGUGAAAUCAGGCUGCGUGAUUUCAAGGUUGUGUUCGACCGUCCAGGACAGUACAGGUUCCAUUUCAAGACCCUGGAUCCGGAGUUCGGCAUGGUGAAAGAAGAGGUGCUCCAUGAUGAAGACGUCAUCCCUGGGUGGGACGGCAAAAUCAUCGCUUGGGUGGAAGAGGACAUAUGACAUCUGGACUGUCAUUCCGUCAUGUACAAAGUGUAUUUAAUGGCAUAUACGAAGUUGCACCCUAACACAUGCGCAGUUUUUCAUAGCUUUUUCAUGUUCGCAAUACACCGGUAUCUUCGUAUUGCCUAAAGCCCGAUUAAUUUCGUUGCCUCGAUGAGCAUCCCGGUAAUGUAAAAAGACAGCCAAGACGUUUUGUUUGUGUGAAUGAAAUAAAGGAAAUGUGAACAGCAAACAA
Molecule: messenger RNA, 3579 nt
Organism: Ornithodoros turicata
Lineage: Eukaryota; Metazoa; Arthropoda; Arachnida; Ixodida; Argasidae
Exons: 13
Coding region: 9-3344 (1111 amino acids)
Source: RefSeq, a predicted model, not a curated record